Messenger RNA from Aricia agestis (brown argus), 14025 nucleotides. It is a transcript of the gene Bruce, whose product is annotated as baculoviral IAP repeat-containing protein 6. The record is from RefSeq and is a predicted model, not a curated record. Gene Ontology annotation, biological process: regulation of cytokinesis; negative regulation of apoptotic process; apoptotic process. Gene Ontology annotation, cellular component: nucleus. Gene Ontology annotation, molecular function: ubiquitin conjugating enzyme activity; protein binding; cysteine-type endopeptidase inhibitor activity. The transcript is spliced from 59 exons. Lineage: Eukaryota; Metazoa; Arthropoda; Insecta; Lepidoptera; Lycaenidae. Bases 38 to 13315 code for a protein of 4425 amino acids.
CGUUUACGUAGAAAAGACAGAUGUGUUCACAACCACGAUGGGUGAUGAUUAUUUGAUAUUGCGAGAAGAUGGUUAUAUUCGCAUGAACUUUCCUGUUACUUCAUUAACUUACCAUAGUAAUUUAAAUAUUAUAUUGGUAAAAACAGAUUUGGGUGGUGUGCACGUUUUAGAUGUAAAUUCGGGAGUGAUCCUUCAAUCGUCUUGUCUUUCUGCAGACGAAGGAGGUGCUCUAGGAAUAGAAUAUGCAUCUGGUGCCGAUCGUGUAUUUCUUUGGGACAACAGUGCUGUAGGCGCUAGAACUGACUAUAAUGGGGUACUGCUACUUCAUACAGUCUUACAACGUCCUUUACCUUCGUCACAGGCCGAUAAUAAUGUCAGAUUGGAACUUGUUCUCUCAGAGGCUGUGCUCCUAUAUCAAUGUGUUCAAGGCUUAGACACUCAUUCCAUUGAAGGUUUGGGUGAUUUCUUAGUUGAAUUAAAAAGAUCUAUUGAUGUUGAACCAGUAAGAAAAGGAGUUAAAGCACAAAAAUGGAGCACAGUUACUUUGAGCAUACCACAAUCCACACUUCGUCUUGUAAUGGCUGGAGUUGUUCAAGAAUUAAAAGGCCAAAACAGAAGGAUACCGGCUCUUGCAAUUGCUUCUGCAGUUGGACAAAGAGCCAAUGAACUUAUGCCUAGUAUACGAGAUGAGGAGUCAAGAGCAUUGAUGCAUUCAGAAGCAGAACGAAAGGAAACAUUUAAGAGGUGGCCACAUAUGGACUACAAGUGGGCUCUACCAGCAAGAAUGGCACAAGCUGGAUUUUACCAUCAACCUUCACCUAGUGGCGACGAUAGGGCGAUGUGUUUUACAUGUAUGGUGUGUUUGGUUUGUUGGGAGAAAUCUGACGAUCCUUGGGUAGAGCAUGAAAGACACUCGCCCAAUUGUCCAUUUGUCCGGGGAGAAUAUACUCAUAAUGUUCCAAUUUCUGUCACCAAUGCAACAUCAUGUGCAGUACCAUGUUCGAAUGUCUGUGUCGUAUCAAAAGGAAAUACUGGAGACAUGAUUGCUACAGGAACCAGAGACGGCAAAGUUAAUGUAUGGAAGUUUGAUUGUGGUCUUAAAUUGACAAAGUUUAUACAUCUAUCACCCUAUGACUCCAUAUUUAGUGGCAUUUUAACUACAGACUGUAAUAAAGUUUGGUCAACCAGUUUAGAAAAGGAUACAUCCACUUAUGGAAUAAAACUUACUGCAAUGACAUUUCUUGGAAUGAACUCACAACAGGAAUAUAAUCAGGGACAAAAUUCUGAUAACUCUGAAAAAGAAAAUACUAGUACCAAAACAAAACCUUCCCUUGUAUGUGCAGUAACCAUUACUAGAACUAAUUCACCACUAUCCGACCAGCCUAUUCAGGAUGAUUCUAGAAAGGCACUUUUUGAUUCCGGGGAGCCAAAUAAUUCCAAGGGAAGUAUAGAAGCAAUGAACGAUCAAAACGAAGCAAAAAAUAAUGUACCGUGUUCAAAUAAAAUGUUAUUCCUUUUAACAUAUGAUAUAUUUAGUUCUCUAGCUGGGUCAAUUACUACAGUAGUUCAAACCUCAAAUAGUAGCGGUAACUCUAAACCGGGAGGCAGCAAGAAAGUAUACACCGUACAGAGGACUGACGAUGCUAAUAUUUACGACGAUAUUUACUUCCAAUUCUCCGACGAGGAUACAGAGCUUCCGCAGUGCACAAAUAAUUUAUUAGACGAAACGAUCAGCAACGUGAUAAACCUAAAUGCUUCAUCUAGUAAAGAAGAUUGUAAAAUAUGGGACUCCAAGAAAUCUGUCUACACGAAACAUUUAAAAGUUUUGCCAUCACCGCCGACGGCGCUCCUGCCUGAACUCGUGCCUGAUUCUGGACAACCAUGUAUGCUCGAUUUCGUUGGAAAGAUUUCACAAAUAAAAAGUUGGAAAAGUGGACACCUGGAAUCGGUCGGAACGAAAGUUGUCGAUCAGACUGACGCUAGUCAAGGCGAUAUCCCAACGUUUACGCAGUACUUGAACAUGGCGGGUCAGGGGCCACUAGAAAUAUCCGAUCUGAAGUGGUAUGAAGGUAGUGAGGUCGCAGAAAAAGUGACCGUGAAAUUCGCUGGAAGUAAAGUAGGCACACAGACUGCAGUGAGUAAUAUGAAUAAUGAUGGUUUCGAAAGUGAUCCACCCCAAGAGGAUGUAGUCUCGCAAGGGAUUGCUGUACAGUGUCUCAGUCUUCCGAACAAUCUAAAUAUAGACGAAGAUUCAAGAGUAACUCAUAUUCUUCCCACUGAAGACAAAGAACACUUGUUGAUCGUUAUAUCUACUAUCGAUCCGAGUCUAAUAAAAUUGGUCGAAGAAUCAGAUCUAGACAGUGAAAGCAAAAUGGAAGUAGACGAGUCGUCAGACUUCGACCCUAAAUCUGAUAGAUCCGAUCUCGACCCAAAAUCAGAUAAAUCUGAUCAAGAUCCAAAAUCCUACCGAUCUUACAAACCUGAUCAUGGGCAUCCCAAAUUUUAUAAGUCCUUUAAAUCCGAAAAUAGCGAUUCACAAAGGCUAAGCCAAUCUUAUAUGCUGCUAUAUAAAAUUAAUAAUAAAACUUCAAUUUAUACUUUGGAGGACAAUCCUACUUCAGUUAAAGAGUUACCAUUUAACGAGAGCCCUGUCGAUUUAUGUCUUCUACCAAUCAAUAAGGAAAACGAGUAUACUUUCGCUGCCGUCGGAUUCGAUGGGAAUCUGCGUUUGUACUCUUUGCCAGAUUUUAAUUUACUAUCAGAGAAGAAUGUUCCAAAAGGCCAAUUUACAUCUGUCGUGUACUGCGCUUCAGUGGACCGUCUCAGCGUCUCCACCAAACAUGGAAUGAUAUAUUUCUAUGCAUUGAAUAACUCUGAAAAAGAUUCCACUGACGAUGUCAACGAAGACGAGCUGGCCAACUUAGAUUACGACAUGCUACAGCUCCGCGAUGAAACACCCGGUUCUCCGCCGCCAGUUAUUAUUGCCAACAAAUCGUAUUUAUCUACGAGCGACCUAAGAUCUUUAAUGGACCUUACAGGUUUUUACGGCUUAAAUAGCACCGUUCCAUAUAGCGCCGUGGUUCCGGGAUUCUGGUGCGAGCUUUCACCGGCCCAACGCUCUAGAUUUGAACAUCAAAACAACAGGUCGUGGCGACUCCAGAACACGUCGUCGACGUGGGACGAGCACGUACUCGAGUUGACUUUACCUUACAGCGCGUUACUAUCGCACAUCGAAUUUAGCUUUAUUUUACAUGCGGCCGGGUCAGUUAAUUUACCUAUAAUACAGGUAACUCUAUUGAAACAAAAUCUGCACGGAAUAGGAUAUAAAAAGGAUGCCUCGUUUAGUCACAUAACAGAAUUGGUUACUCGGUUGUCGGAGUCGCCGGAUCAAUAUCCCGUCAUAGAGGCAGAUUUAUCGAACUUAGAAAAUCCAGUAAACAGUGAGGAGUACCUUCAAGCUCACAAUGCCGAGAUUUUAGCGGGACCUUUGUUAUUAUCUUCCGGCUUGGACAUGACUCAACAAGCUGGCAAAUUGUUGCUAACUAGUCCGAGAUUGUAUCGGGCCCGGGGCCGAACGUUUUUAAUUCACAUUAAAACCUUAUUCGAUCCGGCCAAGGACAUGUCCAAGGGAUCUAUAAAAUCAGGUGAAAGUAGCGCAAAGAAAUCAGGAUUUAUCGGGUGCGAUUGGUUGCAUCAAAUAUCGAUUACCGUUUGGGCGUGUCCACAUACCGACGUGCCCUUAGAGAGACAACAAAGAAUUGCUAUGUUAGAAUCAAAAACAUUUUUGCAAACAUUGUGCGAUACAGCCAUAGGUACCUCUGUUAUCGAAAAGAAGAAACUAGCUCUGGACCUGUUAAAUUGGGUCAUAUCGGUGAGACUCCAACGCAUACGACUCGCAAAAGUGGACCAAGAUAAGGAUGCCCCGACUCCAAUGGAAGCACAGCAGCUGGAGUGCAUACAAGAAAUUACCCACUAUCUACCCGAGCUAAUUAAAAACUGCAUUUUAUGCGGCAACAGAAGCAUCGCGAAGAAGUGUGUCAAAAUAAUAUUGAUAACGAGCGAAGGUGCAAGUCAACUACCGAGGCCUUGGAAGACGGAUUUUGAUUCAGCAUUGACAAAUGUUCUGAUUUCCUGCAUACCUUUGGUGGGUGUUUGCGACUCACCCGGGGCUCUGAAGUGGUUCAUGGCGUUAUACACGACGCGAGCUACCAGAGGCUACAACCCGGAUCUUGUUACGUGCGGGACGACGCUGCUAGAACAUGUAGCCCGUUGUUUGCGAGACCGAGACGAUCAGUAUCAUCAAUUAUUACGAGCCAGGUUCGGGUUAUACGGCCUACCUCUGGAGCGCAACGUGUUCGCGACGGACGUGCCGGAGCUCGGCAAGGGGUCGUCGAUGGCGAUCACGUACGCGAGCGUGCUGUCCGGCGAGGCGGCCUCGUCGCCCGCGCCCAAACAGGACUACCAACUUAAAGAUUUACUCAAUCUCCCUCUAGAUGAGUGUAAAGGCGGCACCGGAGGGUGGUGGGCAGGUGCGGGCGCGGCGGCGGCGUGCGCGGGGCUGGCGGAGGCGUUACCGCUGCACGUCACAUGCCACCUCGCGUCAGACGGCACCAAGCUGGAGUCGGCCACGCCGCGAGUACCCCCGCCCGUCGUCAGCGCGCAUCCGGCUGACACGCACCAGCUCUGGUCCGUUGUCAAAGAGGGUCAGCUGAAAGAAUCGUGUCGAGACGGUGACUCGUUAGAUCUCGAAAGCUCAAUGAUGGAUUGUGAUUCCGAACAAAAACUUGAAGUCAACGAUGAAAAAUUGUUUAAGGCUCAGGAGCAGGAGCAUUGCAACAUCCCGUGGGCGGCGCUGGUGACGCGGCCGCCGCAGCAUACGCUGGUAGUCGAGCGCAUGCACUCGGGCGCGCGAAGAUACGUCGUGCUAGACUUCGGGCACAGAGUGCGCCUUACCGAUGUGAUAAUCCCGAUGUGCUCCGACCUGGUAACGCUGUGCAUCGAUAUCUGGACGGUGGGCGAGGAGACGGACUGCGUGAAGCUGGCCUUCGCUACGGAUAUCGCCACCAAACACCUCGUGCUCACAGACCUGCAGCCGCCGGCGUACGCGAGAUACAUGAAGAUAACAACUAUUGGACGAUAUGGCAUGUCUGCUAUGAAGUGUAGAAUACCUUUGGGUUGGUUCUUCGGCGAAAUAACUGAAGUGGCGAACGUCCAGGCAUCAGUGAACGCUCUAAGCGCGCUCCACCAAGACUUGACGUGUCGGUUUCGGUUGGCAACAGGAAAAUUAAUAGAUUUACUUAAUCCAUAUUUGGAAUUAUACAACGGUAACGCGGUGCACAUGAUGGCAUACCUCAAUCAAGGAAACGACACGGAUCCUAAAGUCAUCACAGCAUACCAAGAGUGUAUCGAACUACAAUCACAGUUGCACAACUGCACAAACAUUUUGAAAAAGCUACAGAAGACAUCGACGAGCAAUGUUAAAGCCUUAGAAGCUGUCAAUUGCGGAGUUGUUACCGCAGAGGCACUUCUAGAGAAAGCUUCUACUGAUAAAUUGCGUGUGAUUGCGGAGAACGUAAUAGAUAUGUUGCUUUAUUACUUGUACCACAAUCAGCUAACGAAUUCCGAGAGCCAAGACGAUGAUGAGGAGGAGAAUUCGUGUGGCAGUGGCAUAUCUGAGGCGUGGGUCCGCGGCGUAGCGGCACUGGGCGUGGCUGCGCCCGCACGCACCGCCGCCGGCGCGUGCACGCUGCUCGCGCGCGCCGCCGCCGCGCAGCCCUGGUGGGGGACGCUUUUAGCGGACUUGCUCGUGGGACCUUUUGCCGAUCGUGACGCGCCGCCUUGCCCUCUCGAUAGAUGUCUGGCGGCCGUGAUGUUCAUGGCGCGCAAGAGCAUGUACGCGCACCGCGGCGAUAGUGGGGGCGUGGCGGCGGCGCUGUGUGAGCGCGCGUUACAGCAGCUGUCGGAGCCGAGUGCCCAGCCCCCGCUGCUGUCCGCGCUGUUGACCGUCCUAGCCGGCGUACUCGAUGCCGCUCUAGACACGGCGCGAGAUGCCAGAUGGGAUUGGGUAACUGGAGGGCGACCUAAAAACGUAUGUUCCGACGGCACCACAACACCACCACCGCGCACCGUAGAGUGUAAAGUGCAUCGACGCAAAUUGCACUCGAAGCCGUUACAUAAGAUGCCUCCCGAAAUGGACGCGUGGAUGGAAGUCGCAAAACGAGGAAUACAAGCUUGUGCUGAAGAGGAACAGCGUGAACGUCUGAGAGCGUCUCGCGCUACGGGCGGUGCGGCGCGGCGCCGUAGCGCGGACGACAGCGGGCGCGUGCUCAACCCACCGCUGGCCGCAGCGCUGGCGCACGCGUUGGUCGCACACAUACUAGCCAUGGACGCUACGUUGCACGCAGAUCAAUUGUUACUAGCCGCAAAGGUGAUCGGGCGACUCUGCGCUCUGUGCGGCAGCGCAGCUUUACCGGACGCGGGCGGCGUGCUCGGACUGGCGCGCAUGGCCGUGCGUUUACCGCCCUGGCCGAGACAUGCGCUUACUGCCCUGCUACAGGAUCUGGUAGAAUACGAAAAUGGUGAAAUAAGCACGUCCCCGAGCGAAGAUUGGGGAGGCGCCGGUUCUUCGAGAGUUAUUCGAGUGGGUGACACCGAUAUUGGAUUUGGGAAGACACCAAUCAAACGACCUAGUCCUACAGUAUAUUUGAUGACACUAGGGUACCCGCUUUCGCAAGUGGCCGAGUCGGACGAUUGGAGAUUUGACGAGAAAGUGGCGGAGCACUUGGCUAAGGCUGCGAAAUUUUCCAGGACAAAAACAGUCGUAGAAUCCAAUGUAAGUACGGUGUCAAGCUGUACAGACGCUCGCUUGGAGAGCGGCGCGGCGGCGGGCGGGGAGGCGUUGGCGCGGCGCGUGUUGGCCGCCAGUGCAGCGGCGCUACCAGUGGCGUUGCGUGCAUCCCCCCUCCGGCCUCGUGCUCCGCCCACUCCGCCUGACGACGCCCCUGUGGACACGCCCGAUGCUACAACUCCUCUGUCACCGGAACGAACUCGCCAGCCACCCCUUGCUCACACUCUGUAUGAUGUCUUCAGACACCUGGCGCUAGAAUUUGACAACCAGACGGACUGUACGUAUAUCGAGAAUGUGGUGUCGUUGUGGCUGACGUUGAACGGAUCGGCGUGGAACGGUAGCUCUAGCAGCGGCACCGCGGCGUGGUCGCUGGGCACGCCCGCUGACGCGCCGCGUGUGCGCUUCGCUACGGACUCCAUCACCGCGCUACUUAGGGCACUCGUCAGAAUAGAAAAUGUGUCGCUGAGAUGUUGGGUUCUAUCGAUGCAGGCGUUGGCUUGGAUAGCUAAUCUUCCGCUUUUGAAAGGCAGUAUGCAAACCAUGGGGCGUGUAAUCUUGGAAUGUGAAUACUUUGUUCCGGCUCUGGUCAAGUUUGUGUCCAUGGACGUGAGUUCAGAUGGAUCCGUUGUCUCCUCUGAACCAUAUUUGGGCGGGACAAUGGGCGGAGCCGGCGCGGGUGCGACGGCAGCUCUCGGUGGCGUGCUAGCUCGUGUCGUAAAAGCGCGUGGAGAAGCAGGAGCUCUGGCGACGCUGCGAGCUUUAGCAGCGCUGUGGACGCGGCCUGCAGCGCCGCCGUCCGCGCUCGACCUGCACGCGGCACUGUUACGGGCUGCACACGCGCUCCUACCAGCAUUGGCUCCCGCGCAUUUAUCCCACGCAUUGCCACUCAUCGACGCCGUCGCGGAGCAGUGUGCGUGGUGGGUGCGUGAAGGCGGCGGCGGGCGCGCUGAGGGCGGUUCCGAGGCUCGGUUGUCGGGGCUGCUAGCGGAUGUGCUGGUGCCGGGCGGCACGCGUCGCGCCCCGCUGCGCCGCGCGUUACUGCACCAGCUACUCAACUAUUGCCGUCGCCUGCUCGCUGUGCCGUACACGAAUCGUUUGUCCCAAACUGACGAAAGCAAAGCUCAAAAUAACGCCGCAGAAAUGGAAGGAACUAAUCUCGAGGACGAGAAAAAACAACAAGCGCCGAAAGUACCGUGUUUGGCAGAUACGGUCUUAAAACGUCCUAACAUAAUGCAAAAAUUCUACAAGGCCUUAUCGUUCUGCGACGGCAUGAGAUUAGUGCUUAGUCCCAGUGGAAAUGGUGAAUCUUCAUCUGUUAACUGGACUUUGAAAGAAGAAGUAUACUGGCUGGUAGCCCAAAUCCCUUCGGUUGCUACGAAUCCAGUGCUUAUGCUCACCAGUUUAAUGGAAUAUCUGAGGAAAGAAGAAGUAGUACACUUGUCUCAAGGAAUGCAGAAUCUUAUCGUGAGACUGUUCUAUAAGCCGGAAGUAUUAAACGCGUUUUUGGACGCUGGAGGUAUGGAGCUUGCUGUUGAUAAAUUAACGUCUUGUCACCAGGCUGGUCCCAGCAAUAAGCAAGGACUGGUGUCCUCUCUCAUGAAUCAUUUGAAGCUACCGCCGCAACUUAUUAAUUUAUCGACACCGGCCUCCACUAAGAAAACACAGCCAUCAGUUGUCGAAACAACGAAUGGACUUGUUAAUAUUGCACCACUUUGUACGGUGACCUGCGGUAAUCCUACCGCCCAGUCAGCGGAUGUAUUACUGGGCGGCGGCGGCGCGUGCGCUGCGCGUAGAGUGCGCGCGGCGGCGUGGACGUACCAUUUCUACAGCUCCGAGGACGCCGCGCUCGCGCUCACCGUCACGCUGCCGUACGCGGCGCGACUGCACGAGAUACAACUGCAACCGCACCUCACCAGCCUUGCCACUUGCCCGGGUGCGGUCGGCGUGGAGGCGGGUUGCGGGGGUACGGUGGCGCCGCUGGGCGCGCCGCAGAGUACGGCCGGCAUGACGUCCAUCCGGCUCGUGGUGGCGCAGCCCGUGGUCUGCAAUACGGUGCUGCUGCGCCUCUACCGACCUAGGGACAGCUCCAACAUGGGCUUGCUCCAGCUCCGACUGCUAGUGGCGCCAGCCUUUGCGCCGCCCGAUCGACAUUUACCCGAUUCGAAUUCCUACACAAACCGUUGGGCACGUAUAGUGUGGACAUGCACUCGAGCCCGUCCCGAGCGCGCCGUGUGGGCGACUGGAGGGGCGGGGGCUGCGGCGGUGCGGGCGCUGUGUGCGUGCGUGGUGGCGGGCGGACCGGCGGCGCAACACGCGCAUCUGGCGUUGCUAGCUGCCGCGCGAGCGCUGCCUGCCGCGCGCCCACAGUUGCUCACUGCAUUACUGUCUAUGGAUGCACACGCGCAUGCUCACGCAUUCCAAAGCGGUUCGUCGAGUCAGUGGGGCGGCAGCGUGGGCGCGGUGUGCGCGCUGGCGCAGGCGCUGUGUCGGUGGGGCGCGGACGGCUGCGCGCGAGCGUACGUGAGCUGGCUGAGCGCCGCGGCCGAGCGUUGGCUGCGAGAGCGUCGCGCGCCCUCUGCUGCGUUAAUACACACGCUCGCCGAGGUUCUGUGGAUGUUAAAAGCUGAGUGGCUUCUCGACAAUUUACAAGAUCUAAUAACGGACGAUCUUUUCGAAUUAGUGUAUAUGUGGAUAAAAGACGUACCCGAAACAAGUCUUCUGAAAAAAGCACUAGAUGCUGUGCUCUGCUCCAUGUGCUACAUUCGACCAGAACUAUUUAAAUUGCUGAUGGAACAAAUGGAAAUUCCAAUUGUAAUGGACGAAAGCAUGGAAUGUUUGACGGACGACACGAAGGUGCAGCAGCCGGCGGCCACAGCGGCGCGGUCACUCGACGGUUUCGCGUCGCGACUGCACAGCUGGCAACUGCGGUCGCUCGCCGCCGCGUCGCUGUCCGCCACCGCCACGCACACGAUGCUGCACAGCUCGCUGCCUGCCGCGCUAGUGAGCGCUAUUGCAGAUUUUAGUGAGGCGAAACUUGAAUCGAUCUUAUCACAACAAAACGCCCAAAAGUUGGAUAAAGAUGCUACUAUGUGUGACUCCGACGCUGAAGAUUCUGAGUCGAGUAUGUCCGAGGAGUGUCCGCCCGCAUUUGCAGACAGCGUCGAUUUGCCGUCGAUGAAGAACGCGUGUGAGCUGGUGUGGUGGGCGCGGCUGGUGUGCGCCGACCGCCGGCUCAAGGACUGGCUCGGCGGCCCCGGUGCGAUCUUCUGGCGCCCGCUGCUGCGUCUGCUCUGUCACCCGAGACCCGCUGAGAGUACAUGGCAAGAAGGAGCGUUGUACUCACAGCUGGAAGAAAAUACGAUACGACUGUUCGCGGAACUAACGGUGUGUCAUCCAGCCAAUCAAAAAUUAUUCGCUUCGACUCUUCAUAGUAUCCUCGAAUCAAUGCCGCAUACUGGUGCGGAGGGUAUAUCUGGUUUCACGCGCGCGCUGAUCCUGCGGUUGGUGUUGUCUGGCGAGCGUGUGACGGUGGCGCUGCGGUGGGCGAGCACAGCGGGCGGGUCGGGUGCUGGAGCGGCCGGCUCCGCCCCCGCCGCCCCGCCCGCCUCGCGACACCCCGCCGCCGCCUGCCAAGACCUGCUCACGCUGCCCGUACACACCACCGUGCGCGCCGUGCUCACGGAUCACUGCCCGCCAAUUCCGGCUAUGGACGAGUCGAGUCAAGCAGGCUCGACGAGCCCCGCGGCGGGUGCGGGCGUCGAAACAGGCUCCGGUUCUGUGUUGCGGAGCGCCUCUGAUACGGACAUCAUGACCGUAGCGGAGGCCUGGGAGUUGUCGCUCGCGGCCGCCAGUGCUUCAAAGGACAAGCGGCUGAAAGACGUCAAGAAUACGACACUCAAACAACAAAUCAAAAUAAAGCGACAAUCCAAAAAUAACGACGCAAUUGCACUCUCUGUCACUGAUGAUUUGCUCGAGUCAUCAAUACGGGUACAAGUCGACGGCAUAGACGGUUACAUUCCACCGCAGACCACGCUCGCACAAAUUCUUGCAGCUGCGCCCCACGAAUUCGGACCACACUUGACGCUCAAUGUUCACUUAGAUACCAGCGGUGAACCGUGGUCGGGCGUCACUAGUUCGGGCGUUCCACCGCAAGACACGAACAGCGGCAGCGCCAUCUUGCGGUCGUUCGGCGCGUGCGGCGGCCUCGCGCUGGUGGCGGCCCGCCUGCCGCGCCCGCACGCAGCGCCCGCGCCGCCGCCGCCGCAUCACACACACCACGACCUCGACUGGGUCAAGCUCGACGAUCCAUACGAGGAGGUAGUGGAAGUGGGCACUGUGGGUGGCGGCGCGGCGGCGGGUGGGAGCGCUGCGGAGGAGGGGUGCGCGGGGGUGCCGACGCACGCGUUGCUGGCUCUGGCGCUGCUGCUCAAGCUGCCGGGCUACGCGGCGGCGCUGCUCGACGAGGGGCCGCGCGCCGUGCAUCUGCUGCGUCUGCUGUUGGGUGUCGCGCACGACGAGGACGGACGCAACAUCGUGGCGAGCGGCGGCAACGGCGGAUCGCGACAGUCGCUAGGUACGCUGCCGUUCCGAGUAGUGGGGGCGUUGUUGGAGGCGGCGCCGCUAACCUCCGCCGAGGGCCGCACGCUGCGUCGCGCGCUGCUGCAUCUGGGCGCCGUGCGGCUUGUGCUCGCCUGCCUCGCCGUUUUCACGCACCACAAGCCCACUGGACAGAACAAUCAAAACCCAAACGGAGGGGGCAAGAACGAGGAGAAGUCCCAGUUGUACUGGGCGAAGGGUACCGGUUUCGGCACCGGCUCCACGCAGCAGUCGUGGAACGUGGAGCAGGCGCUAGUGAGACAACGCAUAGAAGAGGAGCACGUCACCGUGCUACUGCAGGUGUUGGUAUCGUACAUGAACCCGGGCGAGAAGUGGCCGCCGGAGGAGGGAACAGGCGAAGCGGGGGGCGUGGCCUCGGACGACGGCGACGACGACGAGACGCCGCUCGAUCUGCCGCGCGAGUUCGUCGACCUGCUCGCCACCAGCUCCCUCGUCCCCGCCAUAUGCUCCUACCUCAGAAACGAUUCAGUGCUGGACAUGUCUCGCCACAUACCCCUGUAUGUGUGCGUGUUGAGGGCGGUGCGCGCGCUGCGGGCGCUGCGCUGCCGCCGCAUAUCCACCGCGCUGCGUCCCCUACCGCGCCUGCUACACAGCAUGAGUCGGACUACCAACUCUUAUGCCACCAAGCUCAGGAUGAGCAAGAAGAAUAUAUUUGGGAAGAUGACAUAUAGCCAAAGAUUUAGUACAUCAAGUAAUUCUGAGUUAUCCGAGGAAGACGAAGGACUCGCUCUACUCAUUGCUGACAUACAGGCGACGUCGGCGCUGAUGUGCCGUGCGGACGGCGACGUAGACGGCGCGGGUCUGCCGCGCUCGCUGCAGGGCGCCAGCCGCGAGGCGCGAUACAUCGACCUCAUGAGGACUAUGCAGUUCGAGACGUUUGAAAUGAUGACGGCGAACGCGGAGGGCGGGUUCCGGUUCACGGUGCCGUACCACUUCGAGAGUGCAGUACGCGCGGCGGGCGAGCGCGCGCACCCCGCUCGCAUGAAGCGUCUGGCGCAGGAGGCCGCCACGCUCGCCACCAGCCUGCCCCUUUCGUAUAGCUCCUCCGUCUUCGUGCGGACGGACACCGACCGCCUAGACGUCAUGAAGGUAUUGAUCACCGGUCCGUCGGAUACGCCGUACGCCAACGGCUGCUUCGUACUGGACGUGUACUUCCCGGCGGAGUACCCGGCCGUGCCCAUGCUCAUCAACCUGGAGACCACGGGCCGCCACUCCGUGCGCUUCAACCCCAACCUGUAUAACGACGGCAAGGUGUGCCUUUCCGUGCUCAACACCUGGCACGGCCGCCCCGAGGAGAAGUGGAACGCGCACACCUCCAGCUUCCUACAGGUGCUGGUGUCCAUCCAGUCGCUAAUCCUAGUGCCGGAGCCGUACUUCAACGAGCCCGGCUACGAGCGCAGUCGCGGCACGCGCGUCGGCAACAGCGCCUCCACCGAGUACAACUCCACCAUCUACCAGGCGACCGUCCGGUGGGCUAUGCUCGACCAUCUGCGUUCGCCCGAGCCCUGCUUCAAGGAGGUGAUCCAGACCCACUUUUGGAUUAAACGGAACGAGAUAAUGCAAACCGUCGCCAACUGGAUCACGGAGCUGGAGGGACAGACGGGCGACGAGCGCACGCAGCGCAGCAUACAGCUCAACCUCAUGGCGCUCAAGAGACACUACGUAAAGCUGCAAGAGGAGCUGGCGAAGCUGCCGGUGCCGGCCGGACUGGAGGACCUCGACGAGCCGUUCCAGCUGCCCGCCGCGCCGGACGCGCCCCCCGCCGCGGCCGCCCCGCCUGCUGGCGCGCCGCGCACCAGCGACGAGAUCGACCAUGACAUGGAGAAGAUCGUGUCGCAGGUUCUCGACUGAGCGACCCGCGGCCCCGCCCCGUCGCCGCGCCCCCAGAUUCGUUUGCGGUUGCCCUCCGAUUGCCUUUGUCCGGGCGCCUUUUUCGGUCUGCCGGGAGGAAUUUUUUUGACGAAAUCGAGGAUCGAGAAAUGUGUCAGGAGAUCACGACGACGGGACGAGUGCGUCUAGGCUGCUGAGUUCCCUCCCCCCGGAGCCCGCCCCGCGUCGCUCCGCGACCACGCGUUCCCCGGACGCGUGACCUUUACGGCAUUUAUUUUGUAGAACCCUCGAGCGUAAAUAUUACUGUAACUAUUGUAUUUAUUUCUUCGGAUCGUCUCGCUCGACCGUCGAAUACGUGCACAUAACCCGUUAUCGUUAGUCAUGUAUUUAAUUUGUAUUAUGUGUUUAAUUUUUUAUACAAAUAUAUUUUAAUAGGUGUAUAGUUAGAAGAAAUGGGGGGCCCACGUUUAGUUAAAGUAUAUUGUGAUAUAGUGCGGGCUCGCCUCGCCUCGCUCCGGUGGAGGCUGGGAGCGGUCGGCGUACGCCCCCGUGUUGAUGCGCUUUCGAAGUAACGCGGACGCGAUCCGCGCUAAUUAUUGUGUUAAUCCUAACCUCACUGUCACUUGUCGAUUUUGUCUGGAAGUGAUAUUUUAAUAUGUGUAUAUUAAAUUAUAAUUUGAUGUAUAUACUAUUUUAAUUGCGUUUUAUUUGUAUCUAAGAUUAUAUUAUAU